Molecule: messenger RNA, 1104 nt
Organism: Sycon ciliatum
Lineage: Eukaryota; Metazoa; Porifera; Calcarea; Leucosolenida; Sycettidae
Product: proton-coupled zinc antiporter SLC30A5-like
Exons: 6
Coding region: 166-855 (229 amino acids)
Source: RefSeq, a predicted model, not a curated record
UAACGAUCGUCAGUAGUCGUGUAGAUCUACCGAAGGCAGAAUUUUCCCUGCUGAACGAUUGAAGACUUUGCCGACUUCCAAGAGAGUUUCUGACCCCGGAACAGGAAUUCUUCCGCUUCGCCUCACUCCGUCUUCUUGGGUCACACGAGAUACUUCCGGGCCAAGAUGGAGAUGUCCAUUCGCUUUCUCACCGUUCUACUCCUCGUGGCCGCGGCCGUACCUCGCUCGGACGCAAGCUUCUCUCUCAGCGUUCAGACGCGUCUCGAGAACAUCCUGGCACGUAUAAAGUCAUUGAGCAAUGCAGCCCACAGGCACCGUGGCGGCGGCCAUGAUUACCAUGGUCACCGUCACCAUGGCCACGACCAUGGGCAUGACCACGGGCAUGACCACGGCCAUCACCAGGGAGGAUCGGAUGAGGACGUGUUCGGAGGGCUUCUCUCAGCAAACGUAACGGAGUUCGCAAACGGCACCACCAAGGAGAGCGUGGAUACUCUGAGGAAGAUCAGCGUACCCUGCCUCGGUGAACUACCACUUAGCAAGGGUUUAACUGAAGCUCUCAAGGAGACAGUGCUACCCGAACCCACCAUCUUCUUGACUCCAAAUGUCAAUGGCACCAGGAAUGUCUCUGUGACACUCUCGUACAAGGAUCCUCUGGAUGUCGGCGGCGCGGUGUUAUGCUCUGCUGUAGGCAGCCUGAUGGGUACGGAGUGUGGGGAUGUAUCCAUGAGUGUGCCAGUGCUGGUCACCAGUACAGCGCUAGGGAUCACGACGACCUGGGAGAUUCCGGACAGCGCCGACUCCCAGGGCAACCUGCUCACGUUCUACAUUCUCUUCAAGUGCAAGUUCGUGGACUGAGUCGCUGCUGCAGCGGCCGCGGCGGCUGCGUGCAGGGCUGUGCUGUUGCCCAUAUGAAAAUUGUCUACGUGAACAGCACAUCCAUGGACAUGGGACAUGCACGCACCCUCUAUCACCUGUUGCAUUUCACUUGCGUUCAUUUCCUUCUCCUUUGCAGUACUGACAUGCUACAAGUACUGCAAAUGUUUCACCAUUCAACUAAAAAAACCCGAAUAGAAAAUUUUUGAAAGAACUUUAUGAAACCGUUGA